AUGCAGUACGUGCAGAGCGACACUCGACCCUGCGAGGCGGCCUCCCUGCCCAGCGACGCCAUUCCCGGCGCCCUCCCGCCUGGCUUCGACAGGGAGCCGCUGUGCACACUGCCGCCCGCCUUCCUGCGUGGCCCCGUGUAUGAGUUCUACCAUACAGCAGCGGCCUCCCUCCAAGUGCCGGAGGCCCUGCGGCCCGCUCUCGCCCAGCUGUCGCUCCUCCUGGACGCCAAGCCCGUCUGGACCCCCGCGAGCCUGAUGGAAAAAAUCGCGCCCCUGCCCGCGAGCGACGCUGCUGCACUCCUGCCGCACCUCUGCUACAAGUUCAGAAGCGGCCCCUGGAAGGGUGCCUGGGUGAGGCGAGCCUACGACCCCCGGGCCCACCCGGAGGCCCGGCGCCUCCAGACCCUGGCGUAUGAGCUGCCAGAGGCAUGGUGGCAGCGUCUCGUGGAAGUCAAGGCGGUCCAGAAGGCUCAGGCCGCCGAGGAGGCCCCUGCCGGGCCUGCUGGGGCAGGCAACGCUGGGCAGGAGCCACGGCCCCUCCCCCUGAUCACUCCCCCACCGCCCGCGACAUGGGCUCAGCUGCACUCGUUCCAGGCGCUGCCGAGCCAGCGCACCACCCUGUUCCAGGUCGGGGAGAUCGAUGACGGAGAGGUGCAGGCGCUGCUGAACGACGCCAGCAACUUCAGCGAGAGCCUGUGCGAGGCUGCAGGCUGGUACACGCCGUCAUCCUGGAGUGCAGUGAAGGCAGCAGUGGCUGCCCAGUUUGGCAAGCUGAUUGACUCAGGAUUCAAUGGUCACUUCAGGUGGACCACCAGCUGA
Molecule: messenger RNA, 819 nt
Organism: Auxenochlorella protothecoides
Lineage: Eukaryota; Viridiplantae; Chlorophyta; Trebouxiophyceae; Chlorellales; Chlorellaceae
Product: General transcription factor 3C polypeptide 5
Exons: 6
Coding region: 1-819 (272 amino acids)
Biological process (GO): transcription initiation at RNA polymerase III promoter
Cellular component (GO): transcription factor TFIIIC complex
Source: RefSeq, a predicted model, not a curated record